Somion occarium is the source of this 1367-nucleotide messenger RNA. Lineage: Eukaryota; Fungi; Basidiomycota; Agaricomycetes; Polyporales; Cerrenaceae. The record is from the annotation of a GenBank genome assembly.
AGCUGGAGGCCGUAGCCAAACAACCGCCUGCAAAGUUCAAGCGAACAUCCAAGUUCAAGUUCCUCGUUUGGGAUCGUCAAAGCUUGAGGGAGCACGAUGGAUCCUUUAGCUGGUAUGGACGAUUCGUCCACUGACGAUGAUGCUGCAUCACAAACGACCGAGGACGACCCUCAGGUUCCCGAAAGACAAGCACCUCCACCUCCUCCACCGCCCCAGCCUGCUCCUCCACCUCCAGCUACGAAUGCGAGGGACGUGCCACAUUAUCAACUGCAGCAUACUAUGCAGGGACAUACGUCUUCUAUAUCUGCUGUCAAAUUUAGCCCAGAUGGCACACUUUUAGCUUCUUGUGCAAACGACAAGGUGGUGAAAAUCUGGUCACCAUUCACCGGGGAGCUCAUCCGAAAUCUCAAUGGACAUACCAAAGGACUUUCUGAUAUUGCAUGGUCUUCAGACAGCGUAUACCUAGCUUCAGCGUCUGAUGAUCAUACCGUCCGAAUAUGGGACGUUGAAUCUGGCUUGACCACGAGAGUGCUGAAAGGGCACUCUAGUUAUGUAUUCUGUGUGAACUAUAAUAUGGCCUCAAACCUGCUGGUCUCUGGUGGGUGCGACGGCGACGUACGAAUAUGGAACCCUCAAAAAGGGAAAUGCAUGAAAACUAUUCAUGCUCAUUUAGACUAUGUAACUGCUGUCCAUUUCAAUCGAGACGCCACUCUUAUCGUCUCCUGUGCCCUGGACGGCCUAAUUCGAAUAUGGAACACAACUUCUGGACAGUGUCUGAAGACGUUGGCUGAAGGUCAUGAUGCUAUCUGUCAACACGUUCAGUUCUCCCCUAACUCCAAGUAUAUCCUAUCAACCGCACAUGAUAGCGCAAUCCGGCUGUGGGACUACCAAACUUCACGAUGUCUGAAGACCUACACAGGUCACACGAACCAAAAGUAUUGUAUUGCUGCAUGCUUUAGCGUCACUGGGGGCAAAUGGAUCGUCUCUGGAAGCGAAGACAACAAGGUAUACCUUUGGAACCUACAAACGAGACAGAUCGUUCAAACUCUAGAAGGCCAUACUGAUGUUGUAGUCGCCGUUGCUGUAAGUGAUGAUACAGUCUACCUCCUACCGAGAGCAUAUUUUGAAACACUUCUGCAGACCCACCCACACCAAAACAUGAUCGCCUCUGCUUCCAUGGAGUCUGACCUCUCAGUUCGAGUAUGGGUGGACCGAGGUCCUCCACCUUUAUGAUGAUUCUUUGCUGUACUCUUUGUAUCCUUAUCUCUCUUGUACUAGUUGUAACAUAAUUAUUGGAUUCGCCUGGAAUAGAAGUUCACCCUCAUGAAGCUAAGAGAAACGUAAUCCAGAGUGCGUCUUUAUAGAUA